Molecule: messenger RNA, 798 nt
Organism: Parascedosporium putredinis
Lineage: Eukaryota; Fungi; Ascomycota; Sordariomycetes; Microascales; Microascaceae
Source: the annotation of a GenBank genome assembly
AUGCAAGACGAUGUGACAUCUCCACCCCUCGGCCUCGACAUCAACCCCUCGUCAACAACCACACACGUCGGCUCCAUCGCCGACCGCGACCUCGUCACCUCCCUCUUCGCCCAGAACCCCAGCAUCCGACACAUCCUCCACACCGCGACGCUGCACAAGCCGCACAUCGAAUCGCACAGCAAAGACGCCUUUGUCGAGACCAACGUCCAGGGCACCGUCGAGCUCCUCGAGGCGGCGGGCCGGCUAGGCGGGCGCAUCGAAUCCUUUGUCUUUGUCAGCACGACGUCGACGUUUGGCCGCGCCCUGUGCCCGGCCAAGGGCGCCCCGCCGCGUGGAUCGACGAGUCCGUCACCCCGUGCCGAAAAACAUUUACGGCGUGACCAAAGUGGCGGCCGAGGACGUGUGCCGCCUCGCCCAUACCCGGACGGGCUUGCCCGUCGUCGUGCUCCGCAUGAGCCGUUUUUCCAAGAGGCCGACGACGACAAGGAGCGUCGCGAUGCCUUGGAGAAUGAUAAUCUCAAGCUGCUCGAGCUGUGCUACCGCCGCGCCGACAUUGCGGACCUCGUGUCGGCGUGCGUGUGCGCCAUGACGCGCGCCAAGGAGCUCCGUUGGGCGCGGUAUAUUAUUAGCGCGCCGAGCCCGCUCGUCAAGGACGAGGCUACGCUCGCGCUGCUCAACGAGAACGCGGCUGAUGCGGUGGAAGCGCACGUUCCCGGCUGUAAAAAAGUGUUUGAGGACGCGGGGUGGGGGUGGCUCGAUAGGAUCGAUAGGGUACUCUACACUCGAUAUGAUUUCUAA